AUGGCGGAUGAGAAGUAUAACAGGAAGAAUCCGGCGGUGAAGAGGAUUUUGCAGGAGGUUAAGGAGAUGCAAGCUAAUCCAUCCGAUGAUUUCAUGUCUCUUCCCCUUGAGGAGAAUAUAUUUGAGUGGCAAUUCGCUAUAAGAGGACCAGCUGAUACUGAAUUUGAAGUUCGCACUGCUUUAGUGGCUCUUAUUGCCUUCAUGCCUACAAGCCCCAACGGAGCACUGGGAUCUGUAGAGUAUCCGAAAGAAGAGAGGCGUACACUAGCCAUUAAAUCACGUGAGGCACCGCCCAAGUAUGGUUCUCCUGAACGUCAGAAAGUUAUAGAUGAGAUUCAUCACUACAUCCUUAGCAAAGCGACCGUGGUGUCAAAACCUCUUCCUCUGGAAUGUAACCAAAUACCUUCCACUGAAUCAGUAGUUCACUCCCAAACUGAGCCACAGGAAGCCAUAACAGUAGUGGAAGCGCCAUCCACCGCUACAGCAGACACCAUAGCUGAUGAUCAAAUAAUCGAAGAAGCAGUCAACACAACAGCUAAUGUGAGUCCCACAGCAGCAACGGUUGAGGUUGCGGCAAGAGCUUCUGGAAGUGGUGAGCAGACGAUGGUCAGAAGAGCGGCUCAGAAGCCAGUGGAUGACAGACUGUUCACCUUGGCGGCGGUUGGGCUCACAAUGGCAAUCAUGGUUCUUCUCCUAAAGAAGUUCAUAAGGUCGAGUGGUUAUGGUACUGGCUUUAUGGACGAGUCUUGA
This is a messenger RNA of Eruca vesicaria subsp. sativa (arugula), 750 nucleotides long. The record is from the annotation of a GenBank genome assembly. Lineage: Eukaryota; Viridiplantae; Streptophyta; Magnoliopsida; Brassicales; Brassicaceae.